GCACGCACCAUUUUCCCUUCCGAGGACCAACGCCAGAACUGACAGCAUCGUUGAACAUCGCUCUUUUGGCCGAAAUGGCAGUGUAAAAGUGUGCAGCGACCUAGCAGCCAACCAAACAGUGCAUCCAGCAAGUGCACUGAGUCACACUCAAUUCAGCAAAAAUGUCGUCCCACGUGGAAACCCUCACCACUGCUGCUUUUGACAGCAUUAAAGAGUUCGAGACCUGCCUACUGUCACGCUCUCCAUUUGUGACCAACAACAGCCACUAUGACCAUGACGAUGAUAAACUCACAGUUUGGCCUGGAAGACAUGGAGGCCCUUCUCUGGGGACCUUCCUCUCCCAUGGCUGACCCCAUGGAUCUCCUUUCAUUUCACCCUGACCAAGAAGAACAACAGAAAGGAGGACGCACCUCACUGGAGGGGGACACAGCACCUGUGUCACCUGUGGCCUCCUCAUCGCUGUCUUCUUCCUCCUCUCCUCCUCCCUUCUACUCUCCUCCACCCUCACCGUCAGCUGUCCUCCUCCCAGCAGACAAAGCUGGGGCUGAGCCGGACCUGCUCUCCCUCCCCUGGUUGGAUGACCCCAGUCAGCUGAGACGGUCGAGCUCAGAUGACGACAAAGAGGAUCUAUUGGGUAAUCUGGACUGGAUGGCCCAGAGGAUGGAUUUGAGCGAGUUUGACCUGGACUCUCUGAUUGGCUCCUGCAGCCCUCAUGAAGAGUCCCCCAGCUCUCCAGAUGACUUCUUAUCCUCCCUGGAGUGCUCCAUGGAGCUUGAAAGCCUCCCAGUUGCCACUCUUGAGCUACUUCCUGUUCCCCCUCCAAGUCUGCCUCCCCUACCUUCUCCUCCUACUCUCAGUCCAGAGCAGUCCCCCGUCCAUAUGGAUGAGCCUGAAUCCUGCAUUGACGACCAAGAUGUUCCCUCCUCUGUCCUGAUUGUCCCCGAACCACAAGAGGAGCUGGAAAUCAAAUCUGAGCCUGCUUCCCCAGACCCUUCCCCCUCCUCACCCACCUACACCCUGGACCUGGGCAGUGAAGUGGACGUCUCUGAGAGCGAGAUGAAGCCAGUAGUAACCCCUGUCGUCCCUCAGGUCCAGAGGAUCGUACUCUCCCUUUCCCCAACCCGCAUCGUCCUUGUGCUCGCCCCCAAGGAGGAGGUCGCCCUCACCACUGUAGCCACCACAACCUCCACUCCAACCAGAUCCUCCAAAAGCAGACCCUACCCAGAGCCCUCAUACAAAGCCUGUCCACCUUCUUCCAGUGCCACUGGCGUCAGAAUAAAGGGUGCAAGCGGAGACGAAAGGGUAACUUUGAAGGCACCAAAGGCCAAGAAACUUAAGAAGAUGGAGCAGAAUAAGACGGCAGCCACUCGUUACAGGCAGAAGAAGAGAGCUGAACAGGAGUCGCUCCUCCAAGAGCACACCCAGCUGGAGAGAAAGAACAUGGAGCUGAAGGAGAAGGCAGAGUCCAUGGCCAGGGAGAUAGAGUACCUGAAGGAGCUGAUGGAUGAGGUCCGCAUGGCCAGGGUCCAAAAAGGUCUUAGUGCUGACCCCUAGUGGUCAGAUUGACGAAGGACAGAUAAUGUGUAUGCUAAAGAAAGUGACCAUUUAGAGAGUGAGCUCAGCAGAUUUUAAUUCCUUCAUGCAAAUGAGUAUCAGUAAAAAUGUGUGUUUUGUCCACACAGCAUGUCUUUAACCUGAUGUAUCCUGUAUAGAUAUCCACACCAGGUAUUAAAUAUUUUACUUUUAUUAUCUUUAGAGUAGUUAUCAAAGUAUUUUCUAUUCAGUAUAUAAGCUUGUGUGCAGUUUAUUGAUGUUUGUAAAUUUUUCCUAUCUUUGGACCUCUGUAAGUUGCCAGUACACUGUCCUUAAACUCUUAAUAACUCAUGGAUUACAGUGUAACCGGACCAUGUAUUAUGAAUCUCUUAAUAAAGAGUCUUAACCCUA
Molecule: messenger RNA, 1944 nt
Organism: Cheilinus undulatus (humphead wrasse)
Lineage: Eukaryota; Metazoa; Chordata; Actinopteri; Labriformes; Labridae
Gene: atf4b
Product: activating transcription factor 4b
Exons: 3
Coding region: 268-1554 (428 amino acids)
Biological process (GO): regulation of transcription by RNA polymerase II
Cellular component (GO): nucleus; ATF4-CREB1 transcription factor complex; ATF1-ATF4 transcription factor complex
Molecular function (GO): DNA-binding transcription activator activity, RNA polymerase II-specific; RNA polymerase II transcription regulatory region sequence-specific DNA binding
Source: RefSeq, a predicted model, not a curated record